AUGGAAUCUCCAAACACAUUUCUGGUGAACUCAAAGACUCUUCGGAUCGGAUCACGGUUUUUGGCGUUAAACGCAGACGAUGAACUGGAGAUUGCAUCCGUUUACGUCGUGUUUCCGAUGAACAGACGCAAUUCAGUGGUCACAACCAAUGAUUUGGGGUCGGUUUUUCUUGUGGCUAAAUCUGGCGGGAAGAGAAUAGGGAGUGUGAGGAUUUCGCCGGAAAAUGCACCUACGCCGCCGCGGGUGAGUUUUGAGGGAGUUGAAGAGUUUAGUUCGCCGGAGUUUAAGAAGAUGGUUUGUAUGUGUAGAUCGAAGAAGCCGUUGUUGGAGACGAUAGUUGAAUAA
Molecule: messenger RNA, 345 nt
Organism: Helianthus annuus (common sunflower)
Lineage: Eukaryota; Viridiplantae; Streptophyta; Magnoliopsida; Asterales; Asteraceae
Exons: 1
Coding region: 1-345 (114 amino acids)
Source: RefSeq, a predicted model, not a curated record